AUGCUCGAGAAGUACAUUGCAGCACUGCUGGUGCCGUACUUGUCGAAGUACGUUGAGAACAUCAAUGAGGACCGACUUAAAGUAAACAUUUGGAGUGGGAAAGCAACUUUGAAUGAUCUCGUGCUCCGCCCGGAGGCGCUGGAUGCGCUGCUGAGCGCUGUGGCCGACGAGAGCGACAAGAGCAGCACUGAAGCUACUGGCGACGACGCUGCCGCGUCGCCGAAGUCGAAGCCGAAGAAGCCUCUGCUGCCUAUCAAGACAUAUCGUGGAAUCUGCAAGAAUGUCUCUCUCUCGAUCCCCAUCAAGCACCUUCGCUCCGAGCCCGUUGUGGUGGAGGUGGGCGAGGUGUUGCUGACUCUAAAAGGUGCGCAUACCGGAGCCAGCGAUACAAGCGGUUUAGCGACAGCGGUGAGCAGGUCUGAGCGCAACUUGAAGGCGGAUAAAUGGGCAACCGCGGCUGCGGCGAAGGCGAAGGAGCUCGACGCCUUCGAGGCGGAGCGCAAGCGCCAGCGUGAGCAGAUGGAGCAGCAGCAGGCAGCAGCGCUGCCCACUUCCAGCGAUGACGCGACCGCACAGAAGGGAAGCGGAGGCUUCUUCUCACGGCUCGGCGAGUUGGUGGUGAAUAACAUCAUCGUGAAAGUGGAUAUGGUGCACAUUCGCUACGAGGAUGAGUCGACAGAGACGGUGCUUGGUGCGGUGCUCGGCGGCGUGCAACUCCUGACAAUGAAUGAGUGCACUGGGCAACCUAUGUUCACGGACCCUUCGGGGCUGCAGAGGAUGUGGAAGCGACUGGUGUUCAAUGACUUGCAGGUCUACUGCGAUGACCCGAUCCGUGUGCGCGCAAACUCCACUCUAGGCCGCACCUGGUUCUCUCAGAUUGAAGACUGGCAGCAGUGGUACCACCGCAUGCGGCAGCGCGUGCGGGAUGGCAACGUCGCCUUGUCCACCAUUCUUGGCCCUGUUUCGGGCAGCGUGGACGCCAAGGUAGUUUUUAAGUUGUUUGUGCACCAGCUCCUCGACACACCGUUUGCAGAUGUGGCGGUGAGGCUGCAGUACGUGACAGCCAACCUCACCCGCUCACAGUACACAAAGUUGCUCCAGACCGCCAUGCUCUUCAGCAACCAGGCCGAAGUAUCACAGUUGCAGAAGUCUCGGCCGCGUGUGCCGGUGCUGGGGCACGCGCGUGAGUGGUGGCGGUACGCUAUCCGCACCGUUCGCGCUGUACUGGAGGUGCCGAAGCGAGCGAAGCUGCUCAUGCAGGUGUCGCAGGUGUGCAAGCCAGACUACCAAGCGCUCUACCGCGAUGUUGUGCGGCAGACAGCGAUGACGCCAGAGAAGAGGAGGGCCUACCGCUUUGUGACGCGGUUCAUGUCCACUGAGGAUAUGAGGGUGUGCCGCAAAUGUGUCUAUGCGCAGAUCGCGAAUGAAAUUCAGCUGAAACGGAAGGAUAAUGAGAUACGCAAGGCCGAGGAGAUGGCAAAGAAGCAUCAGUCAAGCGUGCAGCAGCAACAACCGCCGAAGCGCGGCUGGCUUAGCUGGUUGAGUGGGUACAGUGGUGCGUCGGGCACGGAUGCCACAGUUUCCCAGAGUGACACCACGAAGGAAAUCGAGGCGGACGAGAAGCUCUUCAAGUCCAUCGAGCUCGAGUACGGGAUUAGCGCUACCGACGCAGAGGCCGACCUCAGCUGCGCCGGCGGCAGCAGCAGCCUACCGCCGUCGUAUUGCUGGCUACGCGCAAGCUUUGACCUUCCACUCACGAGCUACCGCAUCGACACGGAGCAGCGGGAGUCCAUUACCCUCAAGCUGUUUCAGCUGCGCGGCGGGGUGGCAUCGUAUAACAAGCCAAACUCGAAGCUCUUCUUCUUCCGCAUCCAGAACAUCACCUUGGCAAAUCCAGCCGCCUCCCCUGCGACGACCAUAGGCACCAGCUCCGAGGCCGCUGCACGAUCGUCAAGUGGCUGUGGUAGUUUGGUGCCUUACCUUAUCGAAGGCGUGCAAGUUGAACGCCGCUUUAGAAAGUCGAGCCCAAACGGCGUGUGCGUCUCCAUGCAGUCGCUCACGGACGUGGACGGCAGCAAGCAGUUGUCCCCUGGCGUACCCACAAUCUACGACGUGAUCAGCGUGGGCGGCGAAGAGCGGCACUUGCCCUCGCUGGCGCUGACGCCUCCGCUGGGCACUCACGAGUCGGGUGGCAGUGGUAGCAAGGAGGGAAGUCAAAGUUCGCAACACAACUACGCCACACCGCUAUUCAGCAUCACUGGAUUCCUGAACCCGGUAGAGCAGCCGCUGUCGGGCACAUUGGUGGACGCGGCGAUCAAAGUGCAGCUCCUGCCGCUGCGCAUCGUGGCAGACCCAAACAUCAUUAAGCAGCUGAUCGGCUUUUUCUCGCCCCCGGUCGGAAUGGAUUUGUCAGGAUUUUCUGAGUCGACCAAGCAGGCGGCGUCUGCCCUCGGGUCGGCGGCGACGCAUGAGGUGCGAGUUGCUAUGGCUAAGGCCAAGGGACUGUACGUGACGGUGGACGCAUCGGCACCGCUGCUCAUCUUGCCCAAGAGCCUUCGCGCAGGUGCCCAGCAGCCAGCCCUGUGCGUCUCCUUAGGCUGCGUGCGCUUCAAGGCGCGACCCCUCUCUGAAGCGGAGAAGAAGCGACGACUGGCGGCCGCCGUUGCCAUCACAAGUGGCACGUCUGGCUCAUCCAGGACGGCGCCGACGAGGGUGACUGCAGGCGAUGAGCCCGGCAGCGCCUGUAGAGCUGCGACUGCCGAGGAGAGACUCUACUACUACCCGCAGAAGGCAAAAUUCUCCAAGUUUUACCUCGAGUUGACAACCAUGGAACGGGCGAUGCGGCGGCCACAGCACGGCUUCCUCGUGGUGCCUGAGGUGUCAAUCGCGGCGGACGUGCUGCAGCGCAUCGAUGAUAGCAAUACCGCUCGUGAAGCGGUGGUACUGCGGCUGAGGGUGCCGUCGCUGCGAGUGGCGUCCUCGGUACAUCAGAUCUACCUCAUCACCACCAUGAUGGAUGCCUGGCUCUCCAGCCUACGAGCGCCUGCUAGUGCGGCCAGUCGCGUGGGCUUGUCAGGCAGCGACACCGGCGGAGACGGCCCUGGUGGCACAGGCAUGGCGGCGCCGUUGCGGCUCAAUAUGGAACUUCUGCGCCGCAGUCCCCUUGUGUCGGAGUGUACUGAAUCGCCCCGCAGCUGUGCGGGCGCCGCUACCGAAGAGCACGGCGGGACGGACACAUCGGACAGGAGCUCCACAAAAACAGGCUGCAGCUCUUCGGCCGCGUCGCCAGCUCAGCCGUCCUCUCCCUUCAAAGUAGGGAUGCUUCGCCUCAGCCCCGACCAAAGCGCCGCUGUGGGCGCUUCUUCAGCAGAGAGUAGUGACCUGCCCGUGAUGCGGCUCGAGCUUCUUGUCGAACACCUCGGACUCGACGUGUACGACGACGAUCCAAGCACACUCGCUGUGGGGAAACUGGCUGCCUUUCAGGUGGAGUGCGCGAGCGCCGAGGUCAUCCUCGCCGUGCGCAGCCGCCACAAGAAGAUGGUGCUGUGGCUGAAGCAGCCGCACAUCGUUGCUGCUCACGACGCUGCGUUUCCCAUCUUCUCCGGCGGUGGGGUGCGAGUGGAUCUUCUCCUCCCCGAGAACGAAGCCCCGACAGCCGUGGCGCUCAGUUUUGACUCUGCCCUGAAGGUAUGCGUAGGUACACCGUGCGUGGAGUUACUGGAGAGGGUAAUGGACAUGGUGAACCUCACUCUCUCCGCCAUGGAUAGCAGCGCCGGCGGCACCGGUGACGGCGUGAACGCGAAGACUGCGGCGCUGCCGGCCGCCACGACAGCAGAUCGUUCGGCGGGCCGAGAGCUCGCUUACCUUCGGCCCACCACCACGGCCGCCUCCGACGUGGUGGAUGACGGAGCGAGCAAGAACGGUGACCUCGCUCAUCAACUUAGCCUCGUGCGGCAGCAGUGGUCGAUGCCAAACCGGCACGUGGCAGACGUCUUUGUGCGCAUUCCUGGGCCCAUCACCGUUACGCUGCUUAACCGCGCCCCCGGGGCGGACAAGGAUGUCCCCUUCGCGUCGGCCAGUAUGCACAAGGUAGAGCUGCAGUUGUCCAAGUACGCAGUCACGAUGGACCUCUCGGGGCACGUCGGCGAAGUCUCGGCAGGCGUUCUGGCGUCCUUCGGCUUGGCAGAAGCCAACAGGACGCUGCUUGCCUAUCGGCGCCCCUCUGCAGACACAGGUACUGGAUGCGGUGCUGCGAGGCCGUCGGCUCCGCCGUUGUCGGCAGUACCGCCCGUUGUCGAUGUCCUAUCAGCGUCACCAACGACCAGUGUCGAAUCCGAGGAGAGCGUUACUUACAGUCGCAGCAGCUCUAGGAAGCAGCUCGACGCGAAUGGCCUCGAUCAGAACGCACACAUCAGCUUUACCUUUUGCAAGAGCCGGCCUGUCAUGCCGCUCUUCGCCGAGGUGGGUGGAAAGCGGUCGCUAGUGAAUGCGCAGAAGCUGCGCUACUCCAGCGCGAUUGAGCUGCAGGUGGGGGCCAGCACCAUCACCGCUGACCUGCACACCGUCAUGAUCUUCAAGACAUACUUCACGGCGGGGCUCUUCUCGCGCAUUAGCCGCUUAGCAGACCGACCCCUGUACAAUGGUCGCACUCUGCCGCCAACCCGAGAGGGUCCGCGGCUGCUCAUGAGCAUGCGAGUGGUGGCUCGUGACACCCUCAUUGUUCUCCCGGUUGAUCCACGCGCCAGUAACGGCGCCGCUGCUGCUACUGCUGCUGUCUCCGCUACCACCCACCGCUUCUGCGCCUUCCUUGGCAACCUGGUCUUGCAGAACAGUCUCCGUGCACGAGAGGGGCAGGAGACCAUGAGCGUUUCGCUCGGCGGGGUGGGCAUGUGGCGCGAGGAGUUGCGCACUUUGUCUUCGUUGUCUUCGCAGCCGCGUAGGCGCAGUAGGCCGCUGGGUGCGCCGCCGCCGGUCAGGAAGCGCUCCUCUCUCUUGCCUGCGCAGACGUACCUCGAGAUGGCUGUGCACACCGCGCUCGACCUUCGGUCGGAGGAUCCACCCCGCAUCGACAUACGCAGCGAGGACGUAUCGCUGGAGCUGCGGGAGACCGACCUGGUGCAGCUGGUCACCCUGCUGCGUCAGAACUUGACUCGCACAGAUCCGGCGGAUAUCGCCGCCUAUACGUUGGAGGCCUCCAAGGUGCCCCUGGUGGUACUGGGCAAGGGCGGCGAGGCUGUCGCGGCGCCCCUGCAGCUCUCCAGUUCGGCGGGGCAGGGAGACGGCGUGAUAGUCUCGCGUGAUAGGGCGUCGCUGGUGGGGGCAGCGGCGGUGGCAGAUCACAGUGACGGCGGCGCUGGGCGCAACGGCAAUGGGGACCUUUUUAUGUCGAUGCGGCUAGGCAGAAUCUCGAUGCUGCUUUCCAACGCAUCUGACGAGGCGGCUGGCAGGCCUAUCGCCGCGACGUCAUCCCGCUUCCAGCUGUACAGCACAGGCGUCUCGAUGUCCGUCGCACUGUUGUCCAACUGCGUUAGCGUGCAGUGGAAGAGCCUCGAACUGGAUGACGUGCGUGACAACAACCGCUCGGCGCUGGUGUGGUGUGAGGCGGGCUCACUUCAAUUUUCUGACUCGCUCACCCCCCACAGCAUUAUGUGUGACUUCGGCGUCCGACGCACCGCCCUGCGCAGCACCGACGCGGAGGGGGAGUGGGUGACGGGCUCCAUGGUGUGCAGUGAUCCAAAGGACAGUAGCGGUGACUCGAUGCCGGCCUCCUCUACGGGUGCCGCUGCUCGUAGCCUGAGCAGGCGCAGGAUUGUGGAGGUGGGCAACAACGAAAGCGAUUCCCCGACCGACACGCAGCUCCUCACCAUGUUGAUGCUCUCGGCUAACUUUACACUGCGCCGCUUUGCCGUUUCGGACCAGUGGCUGGCGCUCUUCGAUCUCGUCUGCAACGAGGCGGUGCUCUCGGCAUGGACAGCAGCGCAGACAGGGAUGACGACCACCGCCCACGCAUCCCCCUCGACUAAUUACGUCAGAGGCAAAAGCGGAGGUGGUGAUGCAGCGCCAAAAAGAAGGACCGACGCCACGGGCAGCCGCAGCGGUAUGCGGGUCGUCGUCACUACCCCAAGUGUUGUUAUCCCGUUCCUGAACUCGAGACGCGAGACGCUCAUCGAGGCAAGCAUCAGUGCUCUCCUCGUGGAUGUGGUGCAGCUGCCAACAGUGAAGCAGGUCGCCAUGAAGGUGCGCGAGCUCACCGUAGUGGACGCGCGCUCAGGCGAGAAGAUCCUCUUCAAGCGUUCCUCCGGUAAAAGGUCGUCUCCUAGUGUUGUCGCCGCCGGCAGCGGCCUUGCAUCAGCCCCGACCCCCCAGAGUGGCUUGAAGGACGACUGGGAGUACACGGACCAGCUGUCCUCGCCGCUGAUCGGAAGCGGUGGCGGCGCUGCUGGUUUGGGCACCUCUGCCGAGCCCGAUCAUGCCGAGGUGCUUCACUUCACGUUCAAGUCGGACCCGGUGGCGAACAUCAACGCGAUUCAGCUAGGAAUUGGCGAGCUGCACGCAUUGGUGUCGAUGCCAAUUAUAUACGGCCUAGUCGACUACUUCACUUCUCCGGCUGAGCCGGUGGCAGAGAUCGCGAGUCUUGGCGUGAUGCGGGAGCAGCGGGCCCGCAUGGCAGCCGCAGCUCAUCAAAUGGCCAACUCCUCUCUCCUUGUACUGCACGUCCUGUGGCGGCAGCCACGCAUUAUCCUCUCUGGCGACGCGAUGCAGCUGCAGCAGCGGUCUGGCAACCUGGAGAUGCGACUUGGCGUAAUGCGGGCGGCGGUGCGAAUGAACUCCAGCGCUGCUGCGCUGUCGGUGGUGGUGAGGGUGCAGGAGUACAGCAUCCCCUCGCUGCUGAAGCGGUCUGCGCUGCGCUUCGCAUACGAGGCGAACCGCGGGGUGGAGGUUAUUGACCUGCACAUGAAGCGGACAACGGCGCUCUUCCACCCUACGGAGGUAGAACGACUCGUGCGCCUCGCGCAGCGCAAUGUGCUUAUGCCUCGCGACGUGAACUACUAUGGCUUAUACGAAAAGGCGGUGGUGCAGCAGAACGACAACCUCGCCACAGCCGCUACCACGCCGAUGCCGGCCUCGGCACAGCAGCAGUCGGGUACACACACAGCGCCUGCGCCUCAGGCGAAGAGCAAGGUGCCUGCCACUGUAGCCUCGCCUCCACCAACUCCCUCACGUACUGUUCAGGUGCACAUCGACGGCUUGUUGGUCUCUAUUUACAACACCCUUGGAGUUAGCACGCACGUGCUCACAAUCGAGGCACUGGACACCACCGUCUUGCCAGACGGCAGCGUUACGCUUACUAUUCCGUCGCUUAGCCUGCUCGACCAGUCUACAGGUCGUUGCAUGCUACAGAGUGAAACCGUGCUCGUACCAGCCGGCUCUGGGGCAGACAGUCCAACUGCCCACACGGCAGCCCCAGCAGCGGAAUCGAGGAGGAACGGCAGCAGCAGCGAUGAGAACACCAGUGCCACUGCCAACGCCAAGGGCGACGCUACCGCCACCCCAGCAGACGCAGCGCUGCGUCUCACCUUCAAUCCUGCCAACUGCAGAUCAGACGUCCAGCUUGGCGCGGUGCUCGUGACAGUCAUCCCACAGAGCAUUGGAACGCUCGUGAACACGUUCCUCUCCGUGCACAUCCCCAGUACUGACGAGCCGGAUACCACCGACUCUCCCGCUCCCCAGCCUCUCUCUGCCAACGCAGCUGCACCAACGAGCGACAAGGAUGGCAUGAGGACGCCACGUAACACCGCCGCACCCUCCAUCGCUGUCGCCGUGACGGAUACCUCAACUACGCCGUUCACCUUCACUGCCGCACUGGCCAAGUGCCGUGUUCGUUUCUGCCAGGGCGAUUGUGAGGUGGCGGUGCUGCACCUCGAACACAUCGCGUGCAGCUCUAACUCGUACCCAAACGGCGCCAACGAACGCAUCGUGACGCUGGGCAAUCUCUUCAUGGUUGACAGCACCAACGUGAACACGAACUAUCCCACCCUCAUCUACCCGUAUGAGGACACCGAGGCUGACGAUGCGCUGGGCGCAGGCGCGAACCUGGCAGACAACGCUGAGUCAACGAUGAGCAAUCCAGCGGCAUCACGGGGUGCGCUGGUGACGUACGAGGUGAGGACGAAAGCGCUGCCCACCACCAAACUCCCAACGAAGGCUCAUGACGGCAACGCUGCUGCAUCGACGGCGCCAACAUACACGUGUCACAUGAAAUGCCGGUUGGGCAGUCUCUCCUUCAUUCUUGUACCUGAUGUCGUGCGCACCGUUCUGAGCGUCGUGCGCGAGGCGCAGGCGCACGUCUCCGACGGUAAUCGUGAUAAGGCCUACAGCUACGUCUCCGACCGUGCCGCGGAGUCGAUGCGGCGCAGAAUCGAGGCCGAGCACCUGAUGGAGAUCGAUGUAAUGGUGCACCGUCCGCAGGUGCUUCUGGUCGACAGGCCCACUGCCACCAUGGGUGCGCUUCUCUCGCCCGGCAGCUUGACCGUGAGGAGUCAGCUGGUGUUUCCCAGUGACACCACCGUCAGGGAAAACACAGACGCGACAGCAACUGCCGCCCGCUCUGCGGCGUCGACACGACUCACGGAGCCGGAGACGAAGCUGGCGGAGAUGGCACGAGAGGUGUUCAUUCUGCAGGUGAGCAAGAUGAGAAUGCGGCUACAGGGCGACAACUGCUUGCGAGAAGACUGCAGCAUCUUUGUGGAGUUUCAGCGUGCGCUCCCGACACCGAUCGACUCAUCCACAGCAGCAGCGGCCAGCGCCUCCCAACCAAAGGGGGCUGCAAUGGGGAGCGCAGAGGGCGGUGAAGAUAAAACUACUGUACAGCUGCAAUCAAUCAUGAAGGUGGACGUACCGGUGCUCUCCAUAACGUUCACCGACGAGCAGACGAACUUUGCCAUGAACGUUCUUGGCGCCUUGAUGAACGGGACCACGGCCAGUCGUGUCGUUAAGACGGUGAGCGCCGUAGGCGAUGGGUGUGCCGUGACGCGCAAUGCGGUGGCGUCUUCGGCGUCAUCAGAGAACGUUGGCAGGCGGAGCCACUGCGACGGCUCUACGCCGGGCUUAGCUACCCCGCUGCCGCCGUCUAGUUCGCGCCACACUGCUGGUGGUGGUGGUGGUGCUGGUGGGUCUCCGACGUCGGCUGGGUCAGCGGCUGGAGCAGGCUCGCAAAGAAGCAGCGCGACGGCGCGAGCCUCCUUGUCUACUACGGCCAGGCUGCAGUCUCUUGCAGCACACCCGGUGCCGCAUCUCUACACGCCUACGAAGGGGGCCCCGGUCACGUCCUUCACCCUCAUUGCCCACGUAGGUUUCCUGCAAGCCGAGGUGGCUGAUCUGUUUCGCCUGCGUCUCGAGGGGGCGCGAGUGCUCAGCACCGACGUGAGCACCACCGGCAAGACGACGGAUGUCCACGUUGCCUCCAUACAGAUGCAGCACGUCGGUGCCGAGGUGGAGGCGCCGCUGUCUAUGGACGCAGGGGCGCCGCCCUCGUCGCCGCUCGGCACAGGCUUGCGCGUCGGCGCCCGCCGCACCUCGCGCAUACAAGAGCUGGUGGAUUUCCUCACUCUAACGAAGCUGCACGUGCAGUACAUACAACCGCAGCCCAUCAUCGAUGUGGACGCUGGAUCCAGCCUGGUCGAGGACACCGUUAGCGUCUCCGCAGGGGUCUUCAACGUGGCCGUCUCGCCGACGAUUCUAUUCGACACCCGCGAGGUGCUCUACCUGCCCUUCUGCUACAAAGUACUGCGCGUGCCGAUUGAUCCGAUUCCGAUCCUCAGCCUCAUAGACGAGACGACCAUACUGCAGGAGGAUGCGGUGCUGGAUAACAAGCAUGUGUUACUGACAGCGAGCCGCACGCGGUGCUGCUACGUGCUAGACCUCAAUGGGCACAAGCUGGUGCUAACUGAUGCCCCGUCUGGCCAGAUCGUCUUGUGCGAGGGCUGCGAGCUGAUCAUAACCAACGGCACCGUUCAUAUCCCGGGCAUGUACACAAUCGGCUCGUACGUGAGCUUUGCUCCGUCAACAGCGCUCUUCACAACCGACAGUGUGCGGUUUGAGAAGAAGUUCUUGAACUUGUCGAAUAGGGCUUUCUACAGACCUCUCCUGUCUUCGGCAAUGGGAUCCCCAAGGGGUAGCGUGGCGCGGCGCGACAGCCUAGAGAGUCCGCAGUCACCUGAAAGCGCGCGCGCUUCCAGCGCCGCGGCACCGACAGAGGUCUCAUCUAUGGACCCCCUGGUAGUGGCAGCGGUGCCACGCGUGCCUCACCGCACUGCCAUCGAGCUGCACGACCGCACUGUUCGGCUGCUGGCUAGUUUCUGCUGCGACACGAUGGAGUUGCAAAUGCUCUCGGAGGAGGUGGUCGACCUCUCCAUUGGACUGCACAUGCAGUGCCGCGCAAGGUAUGCGCAAACUAACGAAAAUGAGAAGCCGGCGCGGCGAACCGUGUCGGUGCAGCUGCUCAAUGUUCGCUCGAGCGAGAACGAGGAACACAUUUUGCUGCCGACAGACAUUACGAUGAACGUGAGCGGGGUGGAGAACGUGAGCGUGUCGCUAGUCCUGGACUCGAUCGAGUUCUGCACUCGCGCCACACUACUGCGGUCGCUCGUGGAACUUGGCAAAGAUUUUGGUGCCGCUUUCAUUGAGGAGACGACAGUCACGCGUGUGAAGCCGCGUAUUGAAUACGAGACCCAGUCGCUCGACCCGCUGGUUCCGGUGCUGGAGGCUGGUGAGUGUGAGCACUGCGGCCAACACGACGCCUACUUGGCGCGGGCGGCGGACAAGCCUGGCGUGUUGUGCUACAAGUGCUGUACCGGUCACGACCACGUGCCGGCGAUGCAUUUCUGGGUUGAGGUGCCGCUGAUCGACGGUGUUGUGUUCGGGUCAAAGAGUGACAUGGCCCACGUCUUUGUGCGGAACGUGCUACUCUCCGUCGACCCCUCCAUGGACCUGCAACUCACACUGCACACGUCGCUGUACGGCUUCAGCAACACCGCAGCUGUCUGGGAGCCUGUAGUUGAGCACUUCGACGCCAGCAUCUCUGGAAGCGUCAAGACGCACGACUACAAGGUGCGCACAGAUCGCUUCGACUGCGUCGUGUCACCCCAGAACAUUCGCCUGCUGAGUGGGAUGGUGGCCGACUACGGCGACGCCACAGCACUGCAGAAACAACUGCGUAAGCAGUUCCGCCGGCAGAAGCAGCUGCGCACGCAGCAGAUGGCGCCGAGCCAGGGUAUGCCCAUGUAUGUCGACGCCUCCUUCUUCGACGAGGAGGCGCGACUGCAGCAACAGGGAGAGGAGGCGGAGGAGCUCGGCUUCCCGGAGACGAACGCGUCAGCGGAGAUGAGCUCCUUCUGCCCGCUCGGCGCUGGUGUCGACUUGUCGGCGGGUAUGGCGAACACGUCCAUCUUUGACGCCCUCACGGCGGCGAACCGGUGGCUGCUUGGCGCUGCCGCAGCGCAGUCAUCCAAGCGCGCGUAUGCGCAUGUGUACGUGACAAACAACUGCAACGUCAGACUCUCGGUUGACAGCUACAGCGUCGCACCCCGCGGCGGCACGUUGCGCUUCGUGGCCAGAGAGUCGUCCGUGACGGUCCGCCGCGAGACGAAGCUAGACGCGCUGCAGGGUGAGGGCUACCUCACCAGCAUCUCCAACCCAUCCCUGUACGUACAGACCAAGGAUAUGGUGCUGGAGACGAGAGUUGUGCUGGACCAGGAAGAGGGUGCGCGCUACCUGCGCCGCACAGUGACUAUGAUCGUUUACCCACUGCAUGUUUCCCGCACGAUCAUCUGCCUUGAGAACCGCCUGAGCUGCCCACUGGUGUCUAUGGACCACAACCCCCCUAUACAACCAGGGGAGCGCUUCUACGUGGCGCCGACGGUCGAUCUCAAGACCCCUAUCGUUGUGCACCCCGUCAACACACCGGACAAGGUCGAGUACGAAGUUGGCAAGCCCGUGGCGACGGUGCUGGGCGGCAACCCCUCUCAAGACUCGGCAAACCUACCCACACUCCAAGAGGUUCUCUGCGGCGCGCCUCUCAUCUUGUGGUGUAAGGCCAAGAGAGAGGCGGCCAAGUCAAUGACUGUUGUCGUCUACGUGCGGCAGGAGGAGAUGCGCGGCGGUGUACCGACCUUCGUCAUCGCAAUCGAGUCGCGCUUCCGCCUGCGCAACAAACUGCCGUACCGACUCAUUGUGAAUGUCAUCCCCGAUCCGGAUGGGUCGCUGGCGAAGGGAAAGACGACGUCGCGGCCGGUGCAGCCACUCGUGAGCACGGUGCUGCAGGUGCGCCAGAGCACCGACCUGGGGCUGAGCGGCUACAGCUUGAACCAAGUCGCGUUCAUGUUAGAGGUGCGGCAGCGUGGCUGUUGCACCACGGUCACCGACACGUCUGCUGCUGCUGCGUCACCAUCUCCCAAGGGGCAGCAGGGAGAGGAAGAAGAGGUCUUCACUACUCCGGUUCCUACUGCCGUGUCUCCUGACAGGCCGUUCAUCAUCCUGCGCUCGCAGUACCGCCGUCAACUCGUCAUUCGAGCAUCUCUUGUCGCCAAUAACUGCAAUAUCAUGUUCUCCACUCCGUACGUCCUGCUGAACCACUCGCCGAUCUCGCUGAGGCUGCGAGAGUGCACGCGAAGGGGAGAGAACCGGCUGUACAAAGCCGAGCCCAACUACAGCGUCCUGAGCGCCGAGAUGAACGCGAGCAUCGCUGCCUGCCCGAUGAAGAUCAGCAAGAGCGAGAACUUCUUUGUGAACCUCUACCACAAGGAGUACCGCGGCACCUGCAUCCCCCUGCAUGCACAGCAGCGCGGUGUGGUCCUCAUGCAGAACCACAACUCAUCGGCAGCCACCGGCAGUAGAGACCCAAAGAAAGGCACGGCGUCGUCUGCGCAUAUACCAGGCCCGCCGGUGAUUCACCUUGCCUACUCCUCCCAGGUGGAUCCCAGUGGGUCACUACUGGUCAUCAUCACACCGCGGUGGAUGCUUGUGAACCGCAGCCACCUGUCCUUGUACGCGGCCCCGUCCACGUACAGCGGCAUCACAGCGAAGGAGGCGGCAGCCACGGCGGUCAUGGUGGCGGCCCAGCAGAAGCACACUGAACGCGGGGACGACGGCGAGGCGCCGCCGAUGGGGACGCCUACGCAGCAGCACAGGGACAUGGACGCCAUGAAGGGCGCUGUGCCGGAGAUGAUGUCGCAGAACAGCGUUGUUUUUCUCUCCGACGCCCCAACGCAGGUGGUGACGCUGCUACCGCAGAGCGCCACCCCACUUAUCGAGACCCCCUUCUGCGGGCCCGAGGUCGGCUACCACUUGCAUAUACUACAGAGCCCGCUUGCCCCGCUCUACGGUACCCCGAUAGGGAUUGAGAGCAUCCACAGCGAACUCAUCAUUGCGUACAAGCCACUUCUAGACACCGACAGUCGCGCGACCGGCGUUCGCGCCUGUGACGCCAGCGGCAUCAGGCACAGCGGUAGCCCCCUGCAGCAGCGUGACCGCUUCCUCGAGGUGUCAAUCACGGCGCGGGGCUCCUACACGUACGUCGUGCUAGAGCUGUCGACGCAUGCACCAUACCUGCUGCUCAACCGUACCAGGUACGCUAUCGAUGUGCUGGACACUGCGGCGAAGAGCAAGGGCCGGCUCAUGGCGCGCGUCACCCCCGGCUGCGGCACAGAGCUGUUUCUCGAUAGCACCGUCACGAUGCUGAUCCAGCUAAAGCUCUUCAGCUCCGACGGUCGUCGCCAGCUGCAUGAGGUGUUCUUUGACGUUGGUCGGCCUAUGUCCCGGCACGAGGUGAACACCGCCGCCGCGUCGGCUGCGGGCGUGCUCUACACGCUUGGCUUUGGCGCCAACGGUCAGCAGAUCAUCGAGAUCGCGCCGGCCAAGGCGGCCCUGCCCAUCGCCUACACAAGCGUCGCGGCGCCGCCCAUUCCGAUCAAUGUGCUGCUUAACAUGGCUGUCGUGACGCUGGCGAUCGUGAUGCCGAACGCGGACAUUUUGUUCUGCGCCGUCACGGACGUGCGCUUCAGCUGGGACCGACAGAGCGACCGCGAGACGAUGAAGUUCAGCAUCGAAAACUUCCAGGUGGAUAACCAGACGGAAGUAUCACCACGCUACGAUUCAUGCAUCCUCUCGCUGCGCAGGUCCAAGUCCGUGGCGGCCACUUCCGGCUACCUGGAGCGCAUCCUGGUGCCCGCCAAAGGCCUCAUCUGCCUCGAGGAGGUGCGGCUGGACAUCGUGCCGCUGGCGCUGCGCGUGUCUGACACGCUUCUCGUGGCGAUCGCGAGGUUUGUGCAGGCGUUGCGCGGCGGCGAUGAUGCACCGAACUUGACGCUGGCAAGCCAGAGUGUCCUGCAGCCCAGCAGUAUGAACACUGUUGAGCUGCAGGAGGCCGCCGCCGCCACCUACGAGCGCUGCCCAACGCUGGCAAAGCUGUUUCACAAGGCACCCGUGCAGGUUGACAUGUGGGCCUCGCGGCUCACGCUGGAGCGCUUCAUUGUGAACCCUAUCGUUGUCCGUGUGUGGCUGACCCGUGAUGCGGAUGAGCACGACUUCUUCCGGGAGAACAUCACCUCGAAGGAUGCGGCGCUACUGUCCAUGAUGGUGCCGUCGUGCGAGGACGUCGUGGUCGCGGCGCCGGGCAUUGUCACGGUGAAGCAGAGCAGCCGACUGGGAAUUUUUGCCCAGUGGGUGGGCAAGACCUACACGGAAAGCCUGCUCUCCCAGCUGAAGGGCCUUCUGCUGCAGUACGCGUCGUCGUUGCCGCUGAUUGGUGCGCCUCUCAAGCUCGCCUCCGGCUUCGGCAACGGUGCCGUUCGCCUCUUCCGUGAGCCGAUUGAAGGGCUCUCGACGUCACCGUCAGCCUUCGCGACAGGGCUGGCGCGCGGCUCCGCAGGCUUCGCGCAGGAGUUUGCCGGUGGUGGACUUGGCGCGCUCUCGAACAUCACCGACUCGUGGUCGCGGCUGCUCAGCAUGGGUGGCGGUCUCUCAGAACGAGAGCGGCGCAAGCAGAAUGUCUUCACUGGAUUUGCCAGCGGCAUCAAAGGGGUCGUUCAGCGUCCGAUGGAGGGCGCAGCCGAGUCGGGUACUGCCGGGCUCAUCAAGGGCACGGCGCAAGGCUUGGUUGGCGUGCUGGCAAACCCAAUGUCUGGGCUUCUCUCGGACAUGUCACGGGCAACAGGCACCUUGGCAAAGCUCGUCACGGACACUUACAUUCCUAAAACGCGACGGCUGCGGCCGAUCCGCGAAUUCCACGCCAACGGCGGUGUUGCUCCCUGGCGGUCUCUGGCGUCGGUCUACCAGUAUCAGCGGAUUCAGGUCAGCACUGGCACCUGGUCCGGCGAGCAUCUCAUCUCCAGCAUCGACGGCUCAGAGUGGUACCCGUCGAAGCGCGAGAGCGCCACAUACGGCAAGAACAGGACGCCUGUCCCGCCGGAACGCUGGACGCUGGAUCGCUACAACACCAACUUCAUGGGGUGGACGUACAGCACCAAGUACUACGGCAUCUACACGGACCGACUGACGGCCGAAGUGCGGGUGCGGCGCAUGCGCUGGACAGCGCUGCUCCGGCCGCUGCCGUACUCGCGUGUCGCGUUUUACCUGCGCGUGUGCCCUGGUAUGGAGACCAAGCAGCGCCGCACAGCAUCGUCUGCCUUCAACAGCACUAUCACGAUGCCGCAGGAGAGCACAAUCAGGUUUACGUCGCCUGGUGUGCUGCAGGCGACGACGGAGGAGCAGUCAAAGGCGCGCAAGCGGCGGAUGUUCGACUCGCGAACCUCCAGUCAGACGCGGAGCAGCAGCGGUAGGGGUGGUGACGGCCAACCCGGGGAGAGGUCUCCCUCGAAGUCGCGUCGCACCAACUCCGGCGAGACUUUUGCUGACGAGGAGUGCACGAAGAGGGUACCGACAAUCCAGGAACGCUUGCGCAGCUGGACGGCAACGGGUCGCAACGUUGGCGUGAGCAGCGAGACCCUGCGCAGCCACUCUGGCGUGCUCGCCAUUGACGAGCUGCCCGACGUGGACGAGUUAUCCGACAGUGGUCUCGACGGGAGCCCAUACUGGAGGGUGAAACCCGCAGGUGCUCGCAGCAUGAGCCCGCUACAGGCACCGGAUGCGCCACGCGACAGUGAAAGGAUGAAACAUUCGGACCACUCGCGCAGCAACUCGGAGCUUGACGCGUUCUCGUCGCCUGGGAUGCUGGACAGCAGCCACCAAUACAAGUGGGACGACGACGAUCGCAGCUUUCACAGAAAGAGCAAGCGAGACAGGAAGAAGGCCGAGACUCUUGCCGCAUCAUCGACGGAGGAGUCGGCGGGCUCCAGGGUGCCAGCCCCCACCUACUACACCCGCAGCGCCAGUGGAAAGAUGCUGCCGGUGGACACGAUCGUCCCCGUGGCACCGGUCCCCGGCGCGUCGCCGAUACCUGUGCCGCGCACAGUGAGUAGCGCGAGUGCGCCACCACCGAGCACGAUCGUCGAGGUAUACGAGUACGAAAAGAAGGCGACUUUGCUGGGGUGGGGGAAGCGGUACCUGCCGAGCGAUUGCCCCGCGUGGCAGGAUGUGCACGGUCACGAGGUGCCGAGUCGGAAGGAGAUACGCGCGCCGGCGGGCUGGGUCUGGACGACCGAGUGGACAGUCAUCGGUGGCGACAAGGAUGGCUGGACGAUUGUCAGCAAGGGGGAACGCAAUCUGCGGCGUCGCAUGUGGCAGAGGCGUCUGGUGAAGCAAGGCAUUCCGCCAUCGCCCCACACAUAA
This is a messenger RNA of Leishmania braziliensis MHOM/BR/75/M2904, 16785 nucleotides long. RefSeq lists its product as hypothetical. Lineage: Eukaryota; Euglenozoa; Kinetoplastea; Trypanosomatida; Trypanosomatidae. The transcript has a single exon. Bases 1 to 16785 code for a protein of 5594 amino acids. The record is from RefSeq and is a predicted model, not a curated record. Gene Ontology annotation, cellular component: extrinsic component of membrane. Gene Ontology annotation, biological process: protein targeting to vacuole; protein retention in Golgi apparatus.